Messenger RNA from Eriocheir sinensis (Chinese mitten crab), 2298 nucleotides. Its product is annotated as mitochondrial amidoxime-reducing component 1-like. The coding region runs from base 1 to 804 and encodes 267 amino acids. Gene Ontology annotation, molecular function: pyridoxal phosphate binding; catalytic activity; molybdenum ion binding. The transcript is spliced from 5 exons. NCBI's taxonomy places the organism in Eukaryota, Metazoa, Arthropoda, Malacostraca, Decapoda, Varunidae. The record is from RefSeq and is a predicted model, not a curated record.
AUGAGUGAGGAUAUUCUCCUGCAAGUGGUGAGUGCUGUGGAGAGUAGUCCUGUUUAUUCUCUGCAACUGGAUGAGUCGACAGAUGUUGCCUCAUGUUCCCAACUUAUUGUUUAUGUUCGCUACCUUGACAAGGAAGAAAAUGACGAUGUUGUGACCAAAUUCUUUUGUUCUAGGAUUUGGGGCCAGGCAGUGAGGGGCGUGGACUGCGGGGAAGAGGCAGCCCAGUGGCUCUCUGAAGUACUUUACAAAGGGGAAAUGGGCGUCCGCUUACUGUAUACAGCAAAAGUCAUGAAAAGUCGACCUCCACGAAGACUGGACUACUAUGACUUUCCGCAGAUCCAAAACAAUGACACGAUGUAUUACGCGGACACUAGUGCCUACAAUGUAGCUUCUCAGUCUUCAUUAGAGGACUUAAACAGUCGACUUGCUCAACCUAUUGAGAUGAAGAACUUUCGUCCCAACAUCGUAAUCUGUAGAGCACCUCCGUUUGCUGAGGAUGACUGGCUCUAUCUGAAGAUUGGGGAUGCUGUCUUCAGAAAAAUCAAGCCAUGUGAAAGGUGCCUGCUGACCACAGUAGACCCAAAGAGUUAUGAACGGGAUCCAAACCAAGAACCUCUCUCCACUCUCCGCACGUACCGGCUCAUAAAGGAUCCACCUAAGUUGGCAAAGGUAUGGGCAACGAAGCCUGUCUUCGGUGCUAACAUGGCUAUCGACAUUGGAGGAUCAAUUUCGGUUGGAGACAAAGUUUUUGCUGCCACAGUGUCUAAGAACCCUAGCUUCUCCAUUUUCCAUGAUAUGGAUUAAAUAUAUAAUGUUUAGCAAUGUAAUUGUAAAUUGGUAUUGUGAGUAAUAAUAUAAAUAUAUUUAUGCUGUUGCACUUGAGGAAUUGUAAAAGGAAGAUGAAAGAGCAUAGUUCUGAAGGUUAAACAAAACAUAACCUAUUUCAAGAAAGGCAUUGCCCAUUUUCUGUACUUCCUAGACACAAAUGUAAUAACAGAAAAUUCAGGACAUAAUUAUAUAUUUCCCUUGCUCACAUUUGUUGGUGUUAAUUAGUUCCUUAGUCUCAUAUAAUAUUCAUUUGUUAUCCUAACAUCCAUUUAAGCCCAUAUCUCAAAUUAUGCACAGCUAAACACAAGAUUUAUAAUAUUUUCAUUCUUUCGUUUCUUUUUCCCAGGCAUUCCGCGUGGAAAUUCUUUCUUAACCAGUAAAAAUCACGAGCACGCAUAACUCCAUAUAAAACACACCCAUAACGAUACUUCCACCCUCCUUCAUAUCUAUAAAAAAAAGUUUUAGUUGUCCUGGUGAUCAAGCUAGGAAAGUGUCCCGCCAGACCAGUCAGACAAGUGUUGUGUGUCAGCUUUUUUCUUAAUUUCCUUUAGUGUAAGUACAUUCAGUCUUUAGUAAGUUUUAUUACGUAACUAUCCAAAUAACACCUAAAUAGUGUACUCAAUCACGUCUUUAGUUUAACAUCCCUUUCCCCAUAGUGUAGAAUCUCGUGGGAAAAUUGGCCCUUCCAGUAUUUCGCUCGCGUUCCUACAUCUCACUGGAUGUUAUUUUUUUUCCCCUGCAGCCUUACUUUAGGUUUUCUCGAGUCAUUUAAUUUAUUUGUAACAAAUCAUAUCUCACUACUGAUUUGAGAACAUCAGUCAGAUAUUUUAAAUUGCGGCAGCAAUAUCAAUUUUUUCAUUAUUAUUGGUAUUCACUCAGUCAUUUAGAACUCUAGUUUAUCAAUUUCUUUUAAUUAUUUAUCGUUUAAAUCCUACACAAAAAAGUCAGAUCAUAAUACAAAUUACAUUCUAGGCAAACAUGUAUGUAUUGGCAUGACCGCUGUUUAGCUUAUAAAAUUAUAAUCCUUUCCAUCACACUCUUAACUGCAGUUUUUUUUUUUUAAAGUUAUAAAUGUACGACUGUAAAGGGCGGGAAUUUACCCAUAUUUUAAUCUUUUGUCGGUUAGUAUGAUUAUAAUUGUGAUGACUGCACUAAAUAUAGAAAUUUCCCCAGAAACCAUACAUGUUUAUAUACAUAUAAUCAAUGAAAGAGCUAAAACACAAGGGAUCUCACCUUGACAUUAUUAGUAUCAAAUAUGAGUUAAACUGAUCUUAUAAAUAUGAAAUAGCUGAAAACACUUUUUAGGCAUAGAUAAAAAGAUACUGUGUUUUCAGGAAACUGCCGCAGUGAGGUAUAUACAUGGCUGACAAUGCUGCAAGUUUAUUUAUAGAGCUGGUGAGGUGUCAGACGCUGUUCCACUCUCAGGACGUGUCCCACUCUGAUGUGGGAGUGCGGAUAACCCAUUGUUUU